Molecule: messenger RNA, 1542 nt
Organism: Chenopodium quinoa (quinoa)
Lineage: Eukaryota; Viridiplantae; Streptophyta; Magnoliopsida; Caryophyllales; Amaranthaceae
Product: basic leucine zipper 2-like
Exons: 5
Coding region: 285-1181 (298 amino acids)
Biological process (GO): regulation of DNA-templated transcription
Molecular function (GO): DNA-binding transcription factor activity
Source: RefSeq, a predicted model, not a curated record
CAAUGAUGGGGCGAAAAGAGGACACAGCCCAUAAACCAGAGUUGGCCUUUCGGCUUCCUCAUAACAAAAGCGAGCUAAUUGCAGCUCUCUUCUUCCCAUCUUCCACUGCUAACACCUUCAUCCUAAUUUUUCUCUCUUUCUUGCUACCUUGCCAAGUUGCCAUACAUAUUAUGCUAUGUAAAUAUUAUGAUUACUGAUAAUUUUGGGAGCAGAACAUUUAAAGUGUACAGAUAAUCCUUGUGUGACUAAACCAUGGGUAAUUAGUUGAACAAUUUAGUUUCAAGAUGUCACGACCGUCCCAACUUCCACCUCGGUGCCCAUUGCAAAAGAAAGCUGUUGCAUGCCAAACCCACGACCCUAGCUUGAUUUAUUCUCAAGGAGUUGAUAAGUCCAGUGCUAGACAUCAUAGAUCACUAUCUCAAAGUUCGGUGUUGGAGGAUCAACCAGCGUGGCUAGAUGACUUGUUAAAUUCGGACUCAGUUCCUAAAGGGAUUCGCCACUGUAGGUCAGCUAGUGAUUCGUUUGCUGUUUUGGAUGGUAUUGUCCCAAACUUACUUCUGUCUGCAAGUCAUGAAGAAGAACAAGUAGAGGAUGGUAACAUAUUGGGAUCUGGUUGUAUAUAUGGCCCUAAUUCUCCUCGUCGAAGAUCCACUGUAGAGUUUUUGGAUAACACAGUGCUUUUGGCAAUGUCUGAUUACGUUGAUCAAAGUUCAAUGCAAUUUGUCAAAGAGAAUCCUCAGAUUUAUGGGACUCAUUUGGACUUAAAGAAUGAAUUUUGUGAUGCACCCAGUUACUACAAUAUUGAUGCAAAAACUGAAAAGAGGCAUCCUGGACAGCGCUCUAGAACUCGCAAGCUUCAGUACAUUGCUGAACUAGAAAGAACUGUGAAUGUGUUCCAGACGUUGCAAUCAGAGCUAUCAAUAAGGGUUUCUACCUUGCUUCAGCAAAAAGUUGGUUUGUCUCUGGAGAAUAACAAGUUAAAGCAGCAGGUGGCAAAGCUACAGCAACAAAAGCUGUCGAUGGAUGGAGAAUAUCAGACCCUGAGCAAAGAAGCUCAGAGGCUAAAGCUCAGCCUGGCAAAUUCUCGAAGCAGCACAAUCGACACAUAUGUUGGUUCAAAUGAGACUGAUUCUGGAGAAGUAUCAUGGCAGAUUUUGGAUUGGACAAAACUUCAUUUGUGAAUCUGAACUUCGAAGGCUAGGUUGUUCCCAUCCAAAUGAUUUGCCAGUUUUUUUGAUCGAAUAUUUGUGAUCAAAAGAAAAAUGGAAAUACUUUCCACUGCAGCUGCACGAAUGAGAACUUAUGUGAAUUACUUCAAUAUCUUUUUGCUAUUGGGUAUCAUUAUGAGUAGUAUAUUUCUUCUAAGAACAUUUUUUGCUUGGUAGCCUGGUCGGUUUGUAUUGAGGUUCCAUUUAUUUACAAGAUGUACAUUAUGAUGCCCUGUCAUAUCCACAACAUGUCAACCUAUCUAUCAAUUGGAUGUCCUAAAAUUCAUUUACACCAGAUACAAAAGAUUCACCUAGACAUAAACUCGUUUUAACA